GGUCAGAGAUUUCUGUUCCGGCGCUGUAGUGUACAUGACACGGUUUCAAGUUUGUUUUUGUUUACGUUCAGAGUCUUUAAAUCCCUUUACAAAUCCGUUUUUUUAGCCACCUUACCGUAAAAUAUCGCCGUGUUCAUGGUUAUUGAAUCAUGGCUUGACCCCGUUACAGGAAGGUGACGUUAUUUUGGGCAUUAUACAGGCAGCAGUCUUUUGAAUGUUUUUUUGUGUGUUCUGAUUUGCAAAGAUGCCACUGGGUCUGAAGCCUUGCUGUAGCGUUUGCAAGACCAAUUCCUCCUCAAUGUGGAAGAAAGGCAGUCAGGGUGAGAUCUUGUGCAAUAACUGUACAGGGAAGAGCGCCAACUGCACUGGUACCACGGGAACAUCCUCCUCCAUAGCACAGCAAAAUAAUGGUGGCGGGAAACAGUCGAAACAAGAGAACCACAGGCGGUCAGCGCGAUUAAGAAACACCAAAUACAAGGCCCCAGCUUCUGAAAAGAAAGUUUCUACCAAAGGGAAAGGCAGACGGCAUAUAUUUAAACUUAAAAACCCAAUUAAAGCACCAGAACCUGUAUCUACAAUAAUCACUUCUGAAUCUGUGUUUUACAAGGGUGUGUAUUACCAGGUUGGAGAUGUUAUCAAAGUGAUCGAUGAAGAGGAUAGAAAGCCAUAUUACGCACAGAUCCGGGGGUUUGUUCAAGAUCAGUACUGUGAAAAGAGUGCAGCCCUGACUUGGCUCAUUCCCACCCAGGCCAGCCUUGGAUACCAGUUUGAUCCAGCUACCUAUAUAGUCGGACCAGAGGAGGACCUUCCAAGAAAAAUGGAGUACUUCGAAUUUGUGUGCCACGCCCCUUCUGAAUAUUUCAAGUCUCGCUCUUGUCCUUUUCCCACCAUUCCAGUUCGACCUGAAAAAGGCUACAUAUGGACUCACAUUGGACCCAUGCCUGCCAUUGCAAUCAAAGAAUCUGUUGGAAACAGUUUGUAGCCUGGUUUGAUAGUCAUUCUCUGCCUAUGAAGUGCCUGAUGUAUAAAAAGUUGAAAUUGAAAGAGAUGGAAAGUGUUGCAAUUUUCUGGGACAGCAAAAAGGUUAGUACAUCAUAAUUUGAGGAUAUGAAAAAUAUAUAAAUACAUUGAUGUAAAUAAAUACAGCUUUGCCUGGUUGUUCUUGCAUAGCCACAAUAUGCAUUCUUGUCCCAAACAAAGAUGCCACUUCACACUUUAUUGCCUGCAAUCCAUUGACAGUAGAAUACAAAGCUAGGUUUCAGUGUUUGCAAACUAUUUGUGGCAGAAUAUAGAGAUGGCAUGUUGUAAGGUUUGAUCCCUUUAGUGGGAUUGCAGAAUAAAAUAUAGUAAACUAUGAGAACAUUUGAAUACGGUGAAAUUACAAAUAUAGGUUUUAAAGCUAUGCAAAUAUUGUAAAAACAAUAAUCUCUUUGAAAAAAUUCAGUAUACUAACCAGAAGUAUUGAAGACUGCUACAGUUAUACGAGCAGAGGAAGGGGCCUAGGACUUAUGCACCUAACUAUUCUCAUAAUUGUUAGAUAUUCUCAGAAAGAGAUUUAUUUGUAAAUACAUAAUCCCUAGAUGUCUUGUGUCCUUGAAUUAUUCUAUUGUAUUUAUUAUUUUCUUAUUUUUAACCCACAAUAGACUGCAUCACCAAGGAUAGAAGUAGCCUAUAUUAUGAAGCACCCCCCUAAGUGGAGCUUGUGUGAGGUUACAAUACCACUGCCGUUGCUGCCCCUACCAUUAAUAAUAUCUAAUAAAACAUUGCAGCAGGCAACUUCACAUUGUCAGUGUUCUGGAAAGUCCUGAGCACACUCUACUUUGACCUGUGACCCAAAUGGUCACCCUAUUGGGGUCAUGUGACUUUUUGGUUUCCAGCUGAUAAAGACCUAAUGCUUUCAGAUAUUAGUCAUACUUGAUACUAAUAUGGCUGCCAUAUUGAGGUCAUCUGACUUUUAAAGUUACAACUCCACAGUAACAGUACACUUUUAACCCUGAGUAACCCUUUUAUUGCUGCAUUGUUUUAACCUCUAGUCAUAUCAGUGAUAUAGACCACAUCGUAUGGUCUUUUUAGUUGGUACACAGUUGUAUUCUACGAUUAUCUAUUUGUAUCACAUUAUUUUAAUCUAUGACCAUAUAAUUGACACAGUCUACUCGCUUACAGACAGGGUCUUUACACUUGUAUUUAUUGAUUCUCUCCAUAAAGUAUACCAUUGCAACAUUCAGUAGAAAUUAACCUUUUCACUGCCACAUUUUAUUUACCUUUGAAUAUAUCAGAUACAGAUCACUCACAUCUCCCUGUUACAUUUGACAAAUACUCUGUUAUUUUCUCAGAUAAAAUGACAUUUUCAAUGACAAAAUAUCAUGUCUACUUCCAGCAACAGCAAUUCAAAUAAAUGUAUUAUGUUAAAUGUAUUAUUGAUUAAAAAUAAAUAAAUAUAAUAAUA
This is a messenger RNA of Polyodon spathula (Mississippi paddlefish), 2446 nucleotides long. Its product is annotated as GATA zinc finger domain-containing protein 1. Lineage: Eukaryota; Metazoa; Chordata; Actinopteri; Acipenseriformes; Polyodontidae. The coding region runs from base 245 to 982 and encodes 245 amino acids. Gene Ontology annotation, biological process: chromatin organization; regulation of DNA-templated transcription. The record is from RefSeq and is a predicted model, not a curated record. Gene Ontology annotation, cellular component: nucleus. Gene Ontology annotation, molecular function: zinc ion binding; sequence-specific DNA binding. The transcript has 5 exons.